This is a messenger RNA of Chinchilla lanigera (long-tailed chinchilla), 6166 nucleotides long. RefSeq names its product zinc finger protein 81 (gene Znf81). The transcript is spliced from 5 exons. Gene Ontology annotation, biological process: regulation of transcription by RNA polymerase II. Gene Ontology annotation, cellular component: nucleus. The record is from RefSeq and is a predicted model, not a curated record. The coding region runs from base 289 to 2274 and encodes 661 amino acids. Lineage: Eukaryota; Metazoa; Chordata; Mammalia; Rodentia; Chinchillidae. Gene Ontology annotation, molecular function: RNA polymerase II transcription regulatory region sequence-specific DNA binding; DNA-binding transcription factor activity, RNA polymerase II-specific.
GGCGGUGCUAGGGUGGUGACCGGAAGCGACUGAGGUUCUCAGCGGUGGUUUAUUAGUUGUCAAGCGGAUUUCGCUCGCCGCUGGACAGAUGUGGCGGUGGUGGGCGAUCAGGGAGGAUUUCUUGGAGCAUCUGCAGAGUCUUUGAGCCGCACCCCUUAGCAAAAGCUGCAAGAUCUUUCUUCUGACCCCAGCAGCUCCAGUUGAGUCCACGGACCCCAGCAGACUUGUAGAACCUGGGAAGAGCAAGUGAUCAGCAAGAGAGCCACGGGGCUGAGGUCCAGUGUGAACAUGGCGGCCAGUGGGGACUCCAUCCAGCCAGAGGGACGUGGUAACACCUGUGAGGUACCAGUGUCGUUUGAGGAUGUGACUGUGGACUUCAGUAGGGAGGAGUGGCAGCAACUGGACUCCACUCAAAGGUGCCUGUACCAUGAUGUAAUGCUGGAGAACUACAGCCUUCUGCUGUCAGUGGGGUUUGAAGUUCCCAAACCAGAGGUCCUCUUCAAGUUGGAACAUGGAGAGGAACCCUGGAUGUGGGAGAAGGAAACCCCACAUCAUGGUUGUUCAGGUUGGACAUUUGGGAUGAAGAACUCAGAAGAAAGAAUUUCUGGAAAAACUACUUUUCAUAGGGAAAUUGAGGGUGAUGAUACAAGGGACAACUCAUUGUAUUCCAUUUUAGAAGAGCUGAGCCAAGAUGCUGAGCAGAUAAAAAGAUGUCAUGAACAACAGGGCAACUCUCUGAGUCACACUGCUUUUGUUAAUAAGAAAAUAUUGAAUACAGAGUGGGAUCAUGACUCUACAGAUAUUGAUAAAUGCACUCAUCCAAGCCCAAAUCUUAUUCCUUCACAGAAAAGACCCCAUAUAUAUGACUCAUUUGGGAAGCAUUUUAAGCAUAAUUUAGACUUACAUUUUCAGAAUAAAAACCAUGCAACAAAGAACUUUGAUAAAGGUAUUGGCCAUGGUCAAGUUUUUGCCCAAAGUACUCCUUAUACUGCUCUUGAAAAUGUGUACAGGGAAGCAAACUUCUGCGAAAGUAAUCAAUGUGGAGAAGUCCUCAGCUUCAAACAUGAACUCAGUCAAAAUCUGAAAUUUCCUGUCAAGGAAAAAGCAAACACAUGUACUGAAUUUGGGAAGAGCUUUUCUCAAAAGUCACACCUCCUUGCACCUUCAAGAAUUCACCCUGCAGAAAAACCUCAUGAACUUAACAAAUGUGUAAAUGUUUUUACACAGAAACCACUACUCAGUAUAUAUCUAAGAGUUCAUAGAGAGGAAAAACUAUAUGUAUGUACUAAAUGUGGGAAGGCCUUCAUUCAGAAUUCAGAACUAUUGACUCAUGAGAAAACUCAUACUAGAGAGAAACCAUAUAAAUGCAGUGAAUGUGGAAAAUCAUUUUUCCAGCUGUCAUCUCUACUUAGGCAUCAAGCAACUCAUACCAGAGAAAAACUCUAUGAAUGCAGUGAAUGUGGGAAAGGCUUCUCCCUGAACUCAGCUCUUAAUAUACAUCAGAAAAUCCAUACUGGAGAGAGACAUCACAAAUGUAGUGAGUGUGGGAAAGCCUUUACCCAAAAGUCAACACUCAGGAUGCAUCAGCGAAUUCACACAGGAGAAAGAUCGUAUAUAUGUACUGCAUGUGGGCAGGCCUUUAUCCAGAAAGCACACUUGAUUGCCCAUCAAAGAAUUCAUACUGGAGAGAAGCCUUAUGAAUGCAGUGACUGUGGGAAAUCAUUUCCUUCUAAGUCCCAACUCCAGAUGCAUAAGCGAAUUCACACAGGGGAGAAACCCUAUAUAUGCACUGAAUGUGGGAAGGCCUUCACUAACAGAUCAAAUCUCAAUACUCACCAGAAGUCUCAUACUGGAGAGAAGUCUUAUAUCUGUGCUGAAUGUGGGAAAGCUUUCACUGAUAGGUCAAAUUUCAAUAAACACCAGACCAUUCAUACAGGAGAGAAACCCUAUGCCUGUACAGAUUGUGGGAGGGCCUUCAUCCAGAAGUCAGAGUUAAUUACACAUCAGAGAGUUCAUACUACAGAGAAGCCUUAUAAAUGUCCUGACUGUGAUAAAUCCUUCUCCAAGAAACCACAUCUCAAAGUACAUCAGAGAAUUCACACAGGAGAAAAGCCAUAUAUAUGUGCAGAGUGUGGGAAGGCCUUCACCGACAGGUCAAACUUCAAUAAACACCAAACUAUUCAUACUGGAGACAAACCCUAUAAAUGCAGUGACUGUGGGAAGGGCUUCACCCAGAAAUCAGUUCUUAGUAUGCAUCGCAAUAUUCAUACAUGAAACCCUGUUUCUUGGGAAUGAGAGUUUUAUCACAAAAGUCAGGUCUAAGUGUGUAUUAUAAAAUCCAUCCAAGACAGAUCCUAGAUGAAUACAUAGUAUGAGAAAAAGCAAUAAUCAGGCUGUAUUAUCUGAGAUGAGAAAAAUUAUUCAGAAAAGACCCUCUUAAUGAAUUGAAGGAGACAGAAUCUCCAUAUUUGUACAGUCUCACAAAAUACAGUGGAACUCAUACUUGGAAAAAAUGUCAUUUUGAUGCAUUGAGUAAGGCCUUCUAUAUGAAGUAGAGUAAGGCAAAUUGUUAGAAAAAUUUUUAUAGGAAGGAGGGUGCAAAAUUAUGUAAGUAGCAGACAUGUUUACUAUGUUAUAGUAAAUAUUUCAAAGUAAUAAUGAAAUGUUAGACAAGAAAAUAUAUUUGAUAUAUAACCCUACUGUCCAUUGUAUAGGGUGCCUGUGGCAGAACACAUUGCAUAGCAGGAGGAAUAAUUGAAUUGAAAUUUUUUCUUCAAAUCUAGAAGAUUGGGCCCAUCAAAUAUGUCUAUUGCAUGUUUCUAUUGAGUGAUUCUGCAAAUUAAGUCAUUUUAGUUUUGUAUGUGUACACAUUUGCAGAUAUAAUUUUACACGAAUACAUAAAUAUAAUCUUAUCAUUCAUACUGGUGUCUAUGACUAGUAUUUCUAUCUUCUUUCAUUGUGGUACAAAGCAAAAUGGCCACAGGUUCCUCCCAUACUUUUAUGCAUGUCCCUUUGCGAUGUUCCUUUGCUUUUAUGAAGAAGUAACUUCUCUUUCUCUACUCUUUGGCUUUAAAGUUGACCACGUCAUUCGUUUUGGGCAAUGGACAUUACCAAAGAGAUUCAAGAAGAGCCUUGAGAAGUGUGAAAGCCUGCCUUGAGACUUACCCUUUCUUGCUGCUCUUUGGAAUCCUGAGACCUCUGUGUGAUGAAGCUCAGAUUUCCCUACUGGAGCGACAAAACAGGAUAUAGAACAGAGGCAAGCCAGCCCAGUGAGGCCCCAGAGACCUUCAAGUAGCCUGUCAACUAUCAGACACGGGAGUGAGGCCUUCCUGGACCUCCAGGCCUUAUAAAGCCAGCUUAGCCCAGAAUAGUCAUUCCAGUUAUCCCAAGCAAUGUGCAAAAUUGUGAUAUAAAUAAAACAAUCAUUGUUUUAAGCUGUAUGUUUUGGGGGUAGUAUGUCACAAACAAAUGCUAAGUAAUACUUAAAAGUAUAUAUGUGUGGAGUAUUACACCCAAACAUAAUGUGGCAUUGGCUUUGGGCCUGGGCAGCAGGUGGAGACUGGGAAAACAGCGAGAAAAACUGUUAGCAAAGGCCGGAAAAGAUGGCAACCCACAUCAUUUAGUAGGAAAAAGUGGCAAAACAGUUGUCAUGCUCUGUGGGAAGAUAAAGAAUGAGUCACAUGAACUUGUGGAUCUGACUAAGGCGAUUUUCAGCAGAACAUGGAAAGUGUCAGUUUGCUACUUUUAGCUCUGUAUGAUAGGGGACAGAAAGAAAUGAAUUAACAAAGUAAUGGUUCUACUGGCAAGCAGAAUCGGAAGAAAUACAGAAAAGCCAGGGCUAACUGAGGUGGGAAAUAACUGUUUCACAUAGCUCAUCUCUCCAGCCAUCAAAAUAUUCUCAAAGUAGAAGAUGACCUCAGGGUAAAUAUCAAAUCAUGGAUGUGUCUGUAAGACCCUUUAUUGCAAUGUGUGAGACAUUGUAUUGUAUUGGUGCUUGGGAGAGUCUCUCAGCUAAACUAAUGGGCAUCUAAAAAUCUUUGUGACAUUAUCCUACUGUAGGUUGACCCACUGCUCUGAGAAAAGUUUAUCCUAGAAAGAAUUGUUGGUGUGGCACUUGGGGCAUGAAGUUGAUCCAACCAGAUUCAUCGGAAACCAAUAAAGUUGGUGGUAGAGUUUUACCAGUGACACUACCUCCAGAUUGAACUGAAAGGGUCUGAAACAGUUAAAAAUGAAAAAUGGGCUCUGGACUUCCCUUCCUAACUUCUACAAAAGGAUGCAAGGCGAGAAAGUUACUCAGCUGCAAACAUGGACUGUUUCUUACGAGAAACAAAAGGUGUCUCAGAGGAAAGACCCAAGGACAGUAUAUAAAAAUGGCCUGGGGAGCCAUCCCCAGGGACACCUGUGCCAUAAUCAAGAAGCACUAUCUACCCUUGGAGCAAGGGAUCCUACUAGCAUCUGCUCUGUGGGAUUUCAAAACUUACGAAAAGGUGACUGAUAUGUACCUCUUGCUACUCUUUUUGAAUGGAAGUAUCUAUUUCAGUUAUCCUAUCACUAUACAACCAUGUAGAUAUAUGGGAGGUGCUGUCAUGUAGCUUGUCAUUUAGCUCACAGGAUCAAGAAACUGAAAACUCUGGCUGAAGAGCCUCAGUAACAUCUGAACCUGGUAAAAAGACCAAAACCCUAGAUUUGAGCCUGAUGCCAUAAUUUUGGAUGAACUAUUUGGAGGUCCUGGAAUGAAAGUAAACAUACUUUGCAUGGAGUGGUAAUGUGAAUAAUUUGUAACCAGAAGAUUCACUAUGUUAGAAAAAUGCUACAAAAUUCUCUCUGUAUGUGGCUUUCAGCCUAUAUUUAUCUUUGUAUUUCAGUUGGGAUAAUUUCUGUUGGUUUAUCUUCAAGUGCACUGAUCUCCACUCCCACCCUGGCUCUUUCACAACUACUGAUCCAUUGAUGGCAUUUUCAUCUCAUUUGUUUUCUCUUUUACUUUUAGUAUUUCCAUUUGAUUCUUACAGUGUGUGUUUUCCUGCCAAAUUCCCCAUCUGUUCAUGCAUGUUGUUCCUGUUUUCUACUAUUUCCUCUGUCUUAGUUUGUACUGCUCUAAGAAAGCACCAUAGUGUGGGUGGCUUAUAAAUAAUAGAAAUGUAUUUCUCAUAGUUCUAGAUGCUGGAAAUCUGAGAUCAUGGUGUCAGUAUGAUUUGGGUUCUGCUGAGGACGCAAUUCUGAGUUGCAGACUGCCAAUUUCUCAUUGUAUUCUCCUUUGGCAGAAAGAGGUAGAGAGCCCUCUGAGGUCCCUUUUAUAAGGACAUUAGUCCCACUGAUGAAACAACUCUCUGAGAAAUUCAUGGGGAAAUCCUCAUGAUAUAACUACUUCCCAAAGACCCUACCUCCUAAUGCCAUCACAUUGGGGACUACAUUUCAGCCUACAAAAUUUGAGGGGACACAAGCAUCUAUUCUAUAAUACCUUUUACAUACUAAUCAUAGUUAUUUUAAGUUCCUUGUAUGAUAGUUCCAGUAACUGGACUACAGUCUGGGUCUUCUGAUUGCUUUAUCUCUCGACAGUGGGUUGCUUUCUGUUGCUGUUUUGCAUCUAAUAAUUUUUAACUGAAUGCUGGACAAUGUAUGUAGGCUAGUAUAAGAUGAGGUAAAUAAUAUUUAUUCCUGGAAAUAAGCAUGGCUAUUCUUCUGAUAGGCCAUUGGCAUGGUGGGAUUGAGUCCAUCUAGUCAGCAAUUGGGCUGGUUUUCUGUUUUAUUGUUAGUAUUGUGACUUCAGUGUACCUUAGACUUCAAAUUCCUCCAGUGUUACCUUAUGUUUGUAACAGACACUGGUUUCUCAGAGAAUUUUCUCAAUGAUCCUGGACCACACUUGCCUUCAGGCUUUUCCCAUGUGCCUGCAUUUCAGGGAGGGUCUCUUUCCAUACUCUUGCCUCGUCCUUGGCAGUAGAUUGCUGCUCUUACUUGGUUCUUGCCGACCUGGUGUGUAGGGAGGGGCAAGAGUUGCUCUAUAUCCCUGGGUUUUCAGGGGUGGGUUUUUUUUCAUUGAUCCUGCCCCUUGUGGUCUGGGCCCAGGAUGGUUUCCUCGCAUUCCAUCAUGUGUAGAUUUGUUUAUCUUUUCUUUCUUUUUUUUUUGUCUUUUUGAGACAGGGUCUCCAAAUGCAGCUCAGGUUGGCCU